AUGUUGUUUGUCGAAUGCAAGGGAACACCUUACGAGAUCGGCUUCCAACACGGCCAAGCAGCGGGAGAGCAGAUCAACCGCUGCAUCGCCUUCUACGCGAUCCUGUUUCAGAAAAACUGCAAGCAGACAUGGCCGCAAGUCCUGGACCACGCCUCGCAGUUCGAGCAGCAAGCGAAAGCGAAAUGGCCGGCCUACCACGAGGAAAUGCGCGGCAUAGCCGAUGGCGCAGGGAAAGAGUUGCUGGACAUCGUGGCAAUCAAUGUGCGCACGGAAAUCAACUUCGGGCUGUUCAGCGAUGGCUGUACGGCGCUGGCAUGGCAUACUGAGAGGCGCGCGUGGAUGGGGCAGAAUUGGGAUUGGAUGACGACGCAAAAGCAAAACCUCAUCGUCACCAAAAUCACACAACCAGCCAAACCAACCAUCCUGCAAGUCACAGAAGCUGGCAUCAUAGGAAAAAUCGGAUUCAACAGCGCUGGCGUCGGGACCUUGUUCAACGCGAUCCGCGUCCACGGCGCAGACCCAUCGCGACUCCCCGCGCACUUCGGCCUGCGCAUGGCGUUGGAGAGUGGUUCCGUGGCGGACGCGGUGCAGCGGCUGGAGAGCUACGGCAUGGCGUCGUCAGCGCAUAUUCUGCUUGCUGACACCACGACGUCGCUGGGGUUGGAGUUUACGAAGUCGUCGUUUGCGCAUUGCGAGCCGGAUGCUGCGGGGCGCGUUGUUCAUACGAACCACUUAUUGAAGGAACAUCCGGGGGAGACGGAUACCGUGUGGUUGAAGGACUCGCUCACGAGAGUGGCUACUAUGACAGCGAAUGCGGGCGCGCUGGGUAGGGAGCCGAGCUGGGAGGCGGUUAGUGGGUUGUUUGAGGAUGAGCAGAAUGCGCCUGGAGCGAUUUGUAGGGUUCAGACGGAGGAGACGGGGAGUGCGACGUUGUUUAAUAUCGUUAUGGAUUUGAAGAGCAGGAGGGCUGUGGUAAGGCUGGGGAGGCCAACCGAGGUGGAGGAGACGAUGGAGUUGCAGUUGUGA
Messenger RNA from Ascochyta rabiei, 1026 nucleotides. RefSeq lists its product as uncharacterized. NCBI's taxonomy places the organism in Eukaryota, Fungi, Ascomycota, Dothideomycetes, Pleosporales, Didymellaceae. The record is from RefSeq and is a predicted model, not a curated record. Bases 1 to 1026 code for a protein of 341 amino acids. The transcript has 3 exons.